AUGGAGGACCAGGCUGCGAGCCUUUUGGCGACGCUGAAAAAGCCCUCGUCCACUAUUGACGCAAAAAUCACCCAGUUCAACAACCUCAAGUCCAACAUCAAGCACCAGCGCGUUCCCGAGGGGGCCCACCAAGCCGUCUUCGAGUGCAUCCGCCUUGCCAUCGGUGCGCAAACCUCUACUACGCUCGUCUCCACCGGCUUCUCUGCCCUCGCCCACCUCAUCAAGCGCCUGGCCUUGCAGGACCAGACCGCCGUCAUCUCGUCGCAAUGCCCCAAGCUCCUCCCGCUCCUUCUUGACAGGCUCGGCGAUGCGCGCGAAAGCCACCGCAGUGCCGCGUCGCAGUCGCUGGCUGACCUGUGGCCCUACAACCAUGCCGGCGUCGAGGGCAUUAUCCGCGAGGGCGCGCUGGGCGGCACUAACUCGCGAGCAAAGGAGGCCGCUAUGCAGUGGGUUGUAAAGAUGCACAACAACGAAGGCUUGCCCUUCAAGAGCUUCGUUUCCUACCUUGUGGCGAAUUUGGAAGAUUCGGACGGAGCCGUCAGAGAAUCCGCAAAGACCGCGGUUGUGGAGCUGUUCAAAACUGCGCCUGAACAUGCGAAAACUAACCUCAAGAAGCAACUCAACGCUCACGGCGUAAGGAAGACCAUUGCUUCCUAUAUAGUUUCCAGCCUCGGCAUUCCGGGCAGCACAAUCGAUGUCGACCUCAAAUCCUCCACAGCCUCUGUAUCUACGGCACACCUGAACCCCGACACUGGAUUUGCCGACAGCUUGGGGCCGGAGCAUCCGCCACCAUCGGAGUCCGUGCCAAUGGAUCCCAUCUACGUCUAUACACAAAGGGAGCUAGAUGAUACCUUCCGCGAUAUGGCGCCGCACUUCGAAGGCAGAGAGACUGAGCAGAACUGGCUGCCUAGAGACAAGAGCAUCACCAAGCUUCGGCGCAUGAACCAAGGCAACACGCCACAUGAAUACCAAGCCGCAUUCGUCGCCGGGGUCAGAAGCAUACUUGAUGGCAUUAUCAAAGUUUGCAGUUCGCUCCGGACAACCAUGUCCACCAAUGGCUGCCAGCUUGUGCAGGAGCUAGCAAGAACGUUGGGCCCCGCCAUGGAUCCAAUGGUAGAAUUGCUGCUGCAGACCUUCAUCAAGAUGAGCGCAAACACGAAGAACAUCGCAGCGCAAAACGGUAACGUGACCGUCGACACUAUCUUCCAGAACGUCACGUACACAAACAGAAUCAUGCAACAUGUGCAGUUUGCCGUUGUCGACAAGAACGUCCAGCCUAGGACCUUCGCAGCAGGGUGGCUAAAGACGCUCAUCAGGAGAAAUGCGCAGCACAAGGGCCACUUUGAGCAUACCGGUGGUCUGGAUAACACGAUGAAGGCCAUCCAAAAGGGUCUUUCGGACGCCAAUCCUAAAGUUCGCGAGAACUUCAGAAGCACAUACUGGCAAUUUGCGAAGAUAUGGCCUGACAGGGGUGCAAUCAUCAUGGAAGGACUAGACGCCAAGGCGCAGUCUCUUCUCCAAAAGGAUUCUAAUAAUCCGAACGCAGCGGCUCCCUCCGCACCAAACGCAAAGGGCCCUGCUGGCAGACUCAAGAGCCAGAUCUCGCGCUCAUCUUUGAAGGAGACCAUCGCAGCGCAAAGGAAGGCUCAAUUAGCGAAGAAAAUUCCUGACCGUCCUAGCUCUGCGCAGUCGUCCUUCUCCCCCGUAAAAUCGGGGUCUUCGACGCACCUGACCGACCGUCCGGGUCUGUCAAAAUCUCAGACCAUGCCGCGGCCCCCAUCGGGUCUGUCUAACCGCUCAGCAUUGAAUUCCUCGACGUCUGCAGCAUCUUCAGGCAACUCUUUAAUGGCCAAGCCUGUCCGGAGGCCUCGUAUGCAGCCUCGUCCACAAACUGCUGACCCGUAUGCAUCGAGAAACAGGAACGCACCGCGGACGGAAACACCGACUCUGAGUCCGGAGAACAGUCCGAGUAGAGCCCCGGCAAGGAAGACCGAUACUGUGAAGCGUACGCUUGGUCCACGCUCCACUACCAAAGAGGGAGCGGCAGCCACUCCGGCUAGGCCGAAAUCCAGGCUUGGUGAGGGAUCGCACCGUAAGACACCAAGCAUUGAGCCUCCGACCACACCUUCGAACAAUGAGGACUUGACCAUGGUUAUGCCUUUCCGGCAAAGGACAGCCACCGACGGCGGUAUUUCUUAUGCCAACGAUGACGAGGGAUUUACGAUGGUUGUUCCUACGAUGAAGUUCUCUCAACAUGAUGAGCGGAGACUGUCUUCUCCGCGUGCCAGUCCAUCCAAGAUUCCCUCACCACGCGGUAGCUCGCGUCCUGCUUCUAGGGACCUUCAUCUCGGCUCUCCUAUUGCCAACCUCAAGGCAAUUGUGCAGGCCCGUAGUCCUCCCUCCAAGUCUACUGAGGGUGCCUCUACCGACAUUACUGCCGGUGAAGAGGUCAAGGUUUAUGAGGAUCCAGUUGUUGCUCAGGAGGCCGAGGCGCCUCAGCCACCUAAGGAUGAGAAGACUGUUCUUGGAGAGCUUCCCGUCAACGAGCAGAACCGCGAUCGCCGCGAGAGCAGCGAAACCCUUAACGGUGCGUGGGACGACUCGAAGGAGAAGCCUGCUGCCAAUGGCUCUGCCAAUGAUGAGGAGAUUGUUCACGACCGUGCUGAAGUUCUCCGCACUCGUCGUCUGCUCGCAAGUGGCAUUGAGCGCAUUCGCGCCAAGACCCUCGACGUGCACGGCUUCCGCCGUCUGCAGGACCUCGUCAAGAGCGACAUGGACAUCUGGGGCGAGAACGGCGAGCGCUUCGGUGACCUCCUGCUUGCGCUGCUCGACUAUCUCGAGACGCCGACGGAGGUCCUCAAGACGCCCGCCAUCAAGGCGCAGAACAUCAAGACGCAGGUCCUUGGCACGAUCCGCGCGAUGCUCGUCCUGCACCGUAAGCUGUCUGCGCCUUACGACAGCCGCGCGCUGUGCUCCGUUCUCUCGGCGCGCGCGCAGUGGGAUUCGGCGUCGUACAUCAGCGUAGACCUGGAGAAGCUGGCGUCGGACAUAGUCGCGCACGGCGACGCAACAGCCUGCAUGACAGCCAUCAUCGAGCUGCUGGAAGCGUCGUCGCCGGCCGGACCCGCGGCGCCGGGCUCGCCCUCGUCGGCGGCCAGCGCGUCGUCCAACACGCCCAGCCGGCCGUCGAGCUCGACGGCGCCGAACCCGCGCACGACGACGCUGAGCCUGCAGACGCUGAGCAACCUGCUGCAGACGCGGGACGCGAAGACGUCGCCGAUCGACGAGGCACAGGCGGGCCAGCUGGGCCGUCUGGCCGUCAAGUUCCUGGGCAGUCUGGACCCGGACGUCCGCCGUGCCGACAUGGAGUUCUGCGUGCAGCUGCAUGAGCGCCUGGGCGGCGAGCAGGACGGCGGCUUUUGGAAGGCCGUGGCGGGUGCGGAUAAGGGACAUCUGAACUUGAUGACAUACUAUCUUGCGAGGCGAAGCAAGGCCUAA
This is a messenger RNA of Aplosporella prunicola CBS 121167, 3498 nucleotides long. RefSeq lists its product as uncharacterized. Gene Ontology annotation, biological process: mitotic spindle assembly; astral microtubule depolymerization. Gene Ontology annotation, cellular component: microtubule organizing center; cytoplasmic microtubule; mitotic spindle midzone. NCBI's taxonomy places the organism in Eukaryota, Fungi, Ascomycota, Dothideomycetes, Botryosphaeriales, Aplosporellaceae. The transcript is spliced from 4 exons. Gene Ontology annotation, molecular function: microtubule binding. The record is from RefSeq and is a predicted model, not a curated record. Bases 1 to 3498 code for a protein of 1165 amino acids.